GGCCUUGUGGGUAACGCAGGGCCGCCAGGUGACAGCUAAUGGCGGCGGCCGCCUGACGCGAAUGGUCGAGCUGCGGAGCGGGGCGGCAGGGGGCGCGUCGGGGAGCCUGGCCGCCGCUGCACUCCGGACUGUGGCUCACCGGAGGCGCCGGGCUUGACGCGUCAUGGACAGGCCGGUGGCGGCGGCGGCCGCCGCAUCAGCGGCGAGCUGCGAAGGCGCUGGGGCCCCAGGGCCAGGGCCGGGCGCUGGCUGGAGACCCUCUCGGGUUGCGGGGGCCACCUCAGCCAGCUCCCGGCAUCCCAGCAUGGAGACUCUUGACAGUCCUACAGGGUCACAUGUUGAAUGGUGUAAACAGCUUAUAGCUGCUACAAUUUCUAGUCAGAUUUCAGGUUCAGUGACAUCAGAAAAUGUGUCAAGAGAUUACAAGGAGCUAGAGGAAGAACACAAUGGCUACCCUUCUGAAGCUGAAGCUGAUCAGGCUCUAAGAGAUGGAAAUAAACUGGCACAGAUGGAAGAAGCACCACUUUUCCCAGGAGAAUCCAUUAAGGCCAUCGUGAAAGAUGUCAUUUAUAUCUGCCCAUUUAUGGGAGCAGUGAGUGGGACUCUGACAGUGACGGACUUUAAAAUGUACUUCAAAAAUGUGGAAAGGGACCCACAUUUCAUCCUUGAUGUUCCUCUUGGAGUAAUCAGCAGAGUGGAGAAGAUUGGUGCACAGAGCCAUGGGGAUAAUUCUUGUGGUAUAGAAAUUGUGUGCAAGGAUAUGAGGAACCUGAGACUUGCAUAUAAGCAGGAAGAACAGCGAAAACUUGGGAUAUUUGAAAACCUCAACAAGCAUGCUUUUCCUCUUUCCAAUGGGCAGGUGCUAUUUGCAUUCAACUAUAAAGAAAAGUUUCCAGUUAAUGGCUGGAAAGUUUAUGAUCCAGUGUCUGAAUAUAAGAGACAGGGCUUGCCAAAUGAGAGUUGGAAAAUAUCCAAAAUAAACAGUAAUUAUGAAUUCUGUGAUACCUAUCCUGCCAUCAUUGUUGUGCCAACUAGUGUGAAAGAUGAUGACCUUUCAAAAGUGGCAGCCUUUCGAGCAAAAGGCAGAGUCCCUGUGUUGUCAUGGAUUCACCCAGAAAGUCAGGCAACAAUUACACGUUGCGGCCAGCCACUAGUGGGUCCCAAUGAUAAACGCUGCAAAGAAGAUGAAAAAUACCUGCAGACAAUAAUGGAUGCUAACGCACAGUCACAUAAACUUACUAUCUUUGAUGCCCGACAAAACAGUGUUGCUGAUACCAACAAGGCAAAGGGUGGUGGAUAUGAAAGUGAAAGUGCUUACCCUAAUGCAGAACUCAUAUUCUUGGAGAUCCACAAUAUUCAUGUGAUGAGGGAGUCACUUCGUAAAUUAAAGGAGAUCGUGUACCCUUCAAUUGAUGAGUCACAUUGGCUAUCCAAUGUGGAUGGGACACAUUGGCUGGAAUAUAUACGGGUUCUCCUUGCUGGGGCAGUGAGAAUUGCUGAUAAAAUAGAAUCUGGGAAAACUUCUGUGGUCAUCCACUGCAGCGAUGGGUGGGAUCGAACAUCCCAGCUCACAUCUCUGGCAAUGCUGAUGUUGGACAGUUAUUACCGGACCAUUAAAGGAUUUGAGGCUCUCAUAGAAAAGGAGUGGAUAAGCUUUGGACACAGGUUUGCACUGAGAGUGGGCCAUGGUGAUGACAACCAUGCAGAUGCUGACCGAUCACCUAUAUUUCUUCAGUUUAUUGAUUGUGUUUGGCAGAUGACAAGACAGUUCCCUUCAGCAUUUGAGUUUAAUGAAUUAUUCUUGAUUACAAUUUUGGAUCACCUCUAUAGUUGUCUUUUCGGGACCUUUUUGUGCAACUGUGAACAACAGCGCAUCAAAGAGGAUAUAUAUACAAAGACUAUAUCAUUAUGGUCUUAUAUCAAUAGCCAACUAGAUGAAUUCUCAAAUCCCUUCUUUGUGAAUUACGAGAACCAUGUGUUGUAUCCUGUUGCUAGUAUGAGUCACUUGGAAUUGUGGGUAAAUUAUUAUGUACGGUGGAAUCCACGGAUGAGACCACAGAUGCCAAUUCAUCAGAAUCUCAAGGAGCUGCUGACUAUCAAGGCUGAGCUGCAGAAGCGGGUAGAGGACUUGCAUCGGGAGGUGGCCACACGGGCCAUCUCAUCCUCCUCUGAGAGGGGCUCCUCACCUACCCACUCAGUUACUCCAGUACACACCUCAGUCUGAUGAACAAAGCCAGUGUCCCUGGCCUUCCUGCUGCUCUACCGUCUUCCAGCAGCUCAGGGACCUGGCCAUUGAUGUUAUGGUUCUGGCUUGUCAUCUUAGCUCUUAGGAUUAGGCCCAGGGACCAUUUGUGGGUGGUGAAAGCUCCUAUUAUUAACAAGUACUUCUUUUGUGUGAACAGCCUGUGACCCUUUUGAGGGCAGCCUCACCCUGUGAACCACCUUUGUCUUGUAAAGGUAGUUUGGGAGAAACUAGAUUGAAUGCAGUGCGAUAUUUUAACUUAAGAGAACCUGACAUCACUUCUUUCCAAGUUACAUCCUUUGUUAUGAACAACUCGUUUACUUAUAGAACACAUAACCAGCCAUGUGGCUCCUCUCAGCCUUUUGGCACAAUUUAAGAACUGCUUGAAAUGAAAUGUUAGUGUGGCAAAUGAACCAUUGCCACCUGUUCUACAGCUAUCAGUUAUCUUCAUGCAAGAAGUCCUCCUGUACAAUUGGUACAAUAUGUCCUGCUGUGUACAUACAAGGUAUUUUUUAAAGAGAAACAUGCCUUUAUUUUCCUACGUCCUUUUUUAUGUUUAGAAUAGUUGUCUGAGGAAUCAUCUGCUAAACUGUGCUAUAUGAGAAAUUCUUUCCCAAUGGAGUCCAUGCUGCCUUUUGUGUGGUACAUUUGAAUUAAGAUUUGAGAUGUGUCAUCUCAGUGGCAAUGUAGUAUUGUCCUCUAACUCUGGUACUUGUCUUUUGAGGUGGCACAGCCCAUUCAUUCAUUGGAGAUAGCAGGUUCCCUCAGGAUGCCAAAUUAUGAAUGCUCAAUCCUCUGGCCUUGUUGCAGGCAAACUGAAGACUCAGGCAGCAACUCUGUGCGUUCGUUGGCCUCCCUCUAUUACAGCUCUCUAAAGGAACAAGUCUUGAAAAUUGCUUUGGCAUCCUACCCAAGAUGCCCAGCACUGAUGUCUUCUUUCACCUGUUAGACACCCGGACAGCUUGUUUUCAUUCAUCAUGAUCUCUUCUCAGUUGAUUACAUGAUUGCCUGUCCAUACUUUAAGGCACUGCAGCUUGGGUUGGAAAGCAUAGCAUGCAAAUUUUCCUUGGUUUUCCCCUCUUGGAGCCAGCCUUGGCUAGGCAGGCCUCUUUCCACAGUUAACAGAUUUGAGCUCUGGUAUUUCAUCAGUCCUUCUAGGGAUGAACUUCCCAUCAGCUUCAAUGUGUGCAGUGCCAGCAUACCCACCCCCACCACCAUGCCCAUUUCUGUGUGUCACCAGGCCCUUCAGAGUUGGAGAUGUGUUUGAGGCUAACUGAUUCAGCCCCUGAGGACAGAUGGAUCACAUCUUCCUCUUGUCAGUGUCAAAUCACUGGAUGCUAUGCAGUCCUAACAUUGACCUCGAUUUUCAAGAUGUAUUCUUAAAAGUUUUUUUUACAGCCAAAUGCAUAAAAAAUAGAUGAUUUUUCAACUUGGAACCUUCUGAUUGUUACAGAAAACUAUCCAACCAUAACAUAACCAGAGACAUUUAUUCAAGGAAGUUUGAUAAGUUAUGAUCAAUUCUCCAUUUUUAUCAUCUGGGGGAUUUGUUUCUAAACUACAGUUUAAGUGAUAGUAGCUUUUGAUUUGUGUUCAUCAUAGAUACAAAACCUUAUUUGUAAAUGGAUAAACUGCCAUAUCUGAGGUAGGAGAAGCUGUGAGUUCAGGGUCAGCUUUGGCUACAUACUGAGUUCUGGGACAGCUGGCCUAUAUUGUGGAACCUUGUCUCAAAAAUCAAUACCAAAAAAAAAAAAUAACAUGAACUAUAAUAUUUUUUCUUCAUAUACUUUUUUAAAACUGGGGACAUUUACCAACUUUUCCCAGAAAUACUGUGUAAUUUCCCAGUGACACCAGUACUAUUGAACACAGAGUGGAUGAUGUUUUGACAGAACCAGAGAAGCCAUGGGGACUGCUGCUUGGUGAGGUCAGGUAGCCUGGUCCAGAUGGCUGGUGAACUGGGGAUCUGGCUCCUGGUCGAGCCAUGUCCUCCAAGCUGCAUGCCUGCAGCACCCCUAAAAAUGUCAGCACCACUGGAUUUUAAAGAAGCACAACAGAGUAUUUCCCUUUGUAUUUCCCUAGCACAGAACUAUUUCUAAAACAACUUGAAGUAUAGUUUUCUUAUCCAAGAAAUUCUUUGAUCUAUGUUUUAUUUAAGUCCUAGAAUGUAAAACCUUUAAGGUUCAGGUUUUUAAACGAGUACAAUACUGUAUUUGCCUCAUCUGAUGCACUGUAUUCCAACCUGUAAUUAAAAUGGUAAGAUGUUUGCUCCCCGG
Arvicanthis niloticus (Nile rat) is the source of this 4512-nucleotide messenger RNA. RefSeq names its product myotubularin related protein 1 (gene Mtmr1). Gene Ontology annotation, biological process: phosphatidylinositol dephosphorylation. Gene Ontology annotation, cellular component: cytoplasm; membrane. NCBI's taxonomy places the organism in Eukaryota, Metazoa, Chordata, Mammalia, Rodentia, Muridae. Gene Ontology annotation, molecular function: phosphatidylinositol-3-phosphate phosphatase activity; phosphatidylinositol-3,5-bisphosphate 3-phosphatase activity. The record is from RefSeq and is a predicted model, not a curated record.